Sinocyclocheilus anshuiensis is the source of this 4079-nucleotide messenger RNA. Its product is annotated as ankyrin repeat domain-containing protein 36C-like. NCBI's taxonomy places the organism in Eukaryota, Metazoa, Chordata, Actinopteri, Cypriniformes, Cyprinidae. The record is from RefSeq and is a predicted model, not a curated record. The transcript has 27 exons. The coding region runs from base 303 to 4079 and encodes 1258 amino acids. Gene Ontology annotation, molecular function: protein binding.
GAAUGAAUUAUUGGGAUUAAAUACGAGCGUCACACUGUUACCAUGGUAACAGAAGCAGCUAGCUUGCUAGCGUCGUAAACGGCUCCUUGCUUGAGCAGACCCGAUGUGUCUUACUCGAUAACGAGCAUCAUUUGUAAUCUUUUCGUGUUUUAUUUUUCGUUUAAAAUACAACUAAUAGACGCCCCAUACUGAAACGACAAUGUAGGAUUUAUUUUUAGAGGAUGGACGAGACAUGCAAGGUGAUCCAAACCUGAAGCUCAGGUAAACGACAAUCCGCUGAUGGAGAUGUGCCGUCACAGAGCAUGAAGAAAAUAUUCAACUUCAAGAAGAAGAAGGGCUCCCCCAGCCCCUCCGAGACAGGGAGCGUGCUGUCGGCCAGCUAUGAUGUGAAGGAGAAAGACCUCGGGAAGGUCCACAAGGCUGCGUUCAGCGGAGAUGUGGUCAAACUCAGACAGCUGGCCAAAAAGAAUGAUUUAAACCAGCUGGAUAAGGAAAACAGGACUGCACUGCACAUCGCUUGUGCCUGCGGACACACAGAUGCGGUUCAGUUCUUAGUGGAGAGCAAAGUGAAGCUGAACUUAUGCGACAAUCAGAACCGCUCCGCCUUAAUGAAGGCGGUUCAGUGUGAACAAGACCGCUCCGUCUCUUUGCUCCUGGAACAUGAGGCUGACCCCAACCUGGUGGACAUCAGUGGAAACGCGGCACUGCACCUGGCCGCCCGUAUCCCCUCCCUUCCUGUGGUGCUGCAGCUCCUGGAGCACUCAGCCAACAUCAACGCACAGAACAAGGAUGGAAACACUCCACUGAUGCUGGCUGUGAUGGAAAACCAUGCAGACAUGACUGAGCUUUUACUGAAAGAGGGAGCGGAUGUUAAUGUCAAGAAUCAGGAGCAACGGUCUGCGCUGAUGAUAGCUGCGUGCAACGGACAAAUCAGCAUGGUGCGUUUGCUUCUGCAGUAUGAUGCUGACAUCACAGUGAAAGAUGAUAAGGGAUGGUCUUCUGAUGAUUAUGCUGUCAUGAAUGGACACCACGCAUGUUCACAUCUGAUUAUCGAGCAUGGGACGAAGAGAAGAUCCCUUCAGUCAUCUUCCCAUUUCACUGCCAGCAAAAAGAAACGGACGUCCGUGCUCGGCAGCCCCGGUGGUAUUGGGGCCGGUUUGGCUUUGGGAGGACCAGCUCUGGAUAAAAAUGCAGCAGGAAGCAGCUCCGCAGGAGCAGGGAAAGAUACAGAAGACAAUUCUCACACAGACUCCAUUAGCAGGGCAUCAAAAAGUGGUGCUGCUGAUUCCUGGCCUUCAUCAGAUGAUGACGACGAGUUAGAUUUGAGCCCAAAGAAACAAAAAGUAAACUUGAAGAAACUCAUAAGCGCUUCAAAAAGGGAAAAUGUAGAAGUCAUAGCAGAUCGGAAUGCAGACAAAUCCUGGAGCAGAUCAGAGUCUGAACCGGACAGUGAGGAUAAGGGUGCAAUCCGCCCACCACUGUCUAGACCACUCCCCUUCAGCAGCACCUCCCUCCAACCCCCUGUAGCAACCCCACCUGCCUCUUUACCCCACCCACCCCAGAUGAGCUCCACCCCCUUCAGCAGCACCCUUAAGGAAGAAGCCUCAACAGAGGAUGAGGAAGAAGAGGAUGAGAGGGACGAACCAGAGGAAAUGUGUGAAAAGGCUAAAGAUUCUCAAAAUGGUAGUGCUAGCAAGGAAAAGCGAAGAGAUUUCCUUUUAGAAUUGGGACUCGAAAAGGAAGAUGAAAAUGACGAAUCUCCCUGGGAUUCAGAGUCUGGUUCUGAGAGCCCACAGAAGAAACAGGCCAGUGCUCAACACACUACCGCCAAAUCACAUAGAUCUAUGUACAGUAUUUGUGAGGAGAACACUAAAGUUUUAAGAAAUUACGAAGAUGAUGAUGAAGAAGAGAAGGAAACCGAAAUACCACCCAAAGUGAUCAAAAGGGAGCCUGUCUCUGUUCUUAGUAAGCUGAUGGAUUCAAAAGAAGCUAAUAAGAAAACAGACCUGAUGGAAGAGCUUGGUGUGGGGGAUGCUGAUGAUCUUGAAGAUGCUUCAGACUGGGACUCCGCCAGCACCACCAGUAAGGCCAGUAAAAACUACCCAGUUCAUAAGCUAGACGAGGAACCCCUCUUUGAAAGCCCAGCAUCUUCCACGCUACCCAUAACACCUCAGCAACAGGACAUGGACACCAGGGAACAUAAAGAAGCCAAUCCAGAGAGAAACAAACCCACAACCUCGAGCACAACACCUCUACCUAGUCCACGAUCUCUCAACCCAAACGCCAGCUCAAAACCGCAGCCACUGCCACGGCUGCGCUUGGACUCCAAUCAGAGUCCAGAGAGUGAAGAAUCGGACUGGGAUACGGACACUUCCAGUCCAGCCAAGAAGAAAGCUUCACUGCCAAAUGUCGCUGAGCCUGAUGCAGUUCAUCGGCAGAAACCCAAAGCUGAAGAUGCCGAGAGUGAAGACAGUUCUGACGCAAGCGAAGAUGUAGAUCAGGCAAGAGAGGCAUUACAAGCAUCUUCCGUAGACAUAAAUAGGCCAUCUAACCAUGAACCACUGGAGCGCCCAACCUCUCCUAGAGAGGACGAACAAGAGGAGAAAGCUGAUGAGAUUCCCUGGGAGGAACGCUAUGAGAAAAUCUGGGUGGAUAAUGAAAAAAAGGAGACCAAGUCCCAAUAUAAAAACGUGGCUGCUGAACUAAAAGAGAGGUUCGGAGAACUGGAUUACAAGGAACCACCAAGUGGGCUUUCGCAGCAGGAAUGGAAAGAAGAUGAACAAUAUGAUGAGGAGUUAAAGAAAGAGGUGGAAAAGGAAGCAGAUGAUGAAGAUUCCAGUGAGGAAGAGGGAGAGCCAGUAGUACGGCCCACCGCCCGGGCGAGAAGUGCCAUACUUUUACCCAUCCCAGAGCAGAGAGAGUCAGGCCUGGAGGACUCGCAGUCUGAAAGUGUCCACCGCACGGUUAGUGUUGAGGUCAGCGAUGCAGAGCUUCCCAGUGACCAACACAACCCUCAAAUCAUCCCAGAAGUCCUAACAGAUGAGGCCCAGGAGCCAGAGAACCCAGCGGAUGACAUUGAGGAACCUGAUAGUGGAAGCAAAGAAAAGUAUCCACUAGAUCCUGGAAGCAACGUAGAUGAAGAACCUGAAGAACUUCACAGACCUUCAUUGCUUGUUGAGAAUGAGCUACAAGUCCCACCUAAAUUUCUAGAAGUGCCCUCUUCUGACUCCCAUGAGGUUGACGAGGGCUUGUGGAAGUCCAGACUUGAGGGUGGCAAGGAACAGGCGGAUGGCAUGAGGGGAGAACACCAGCCCAGUGCUUUAUGGGAUACUAGAGGAACCAGAGAACGAGGUGAACUUGACCAAGGAAAAGGGAAGAAAAUUGACACCAACUCUGGGAACCCAAAACCUAAACAGGAAGGGAUGGCUGACAGCAGGUCUUUGGGAAGAGAGGGUAGUGUUUCACCAAGACAUCUGACAAGAAGUCCGAGAAGUACUGACAGAGCACCACCACAUGGUGAGGAAGAUGAGGAGGAAGAAAAGAAAACUGUAGGUAGCCAAGCCAGAAAUCUCCGUGUAGCUCCCCCUCUGCAGGGCAAACCCUCCCGACCUGCGACACACCAUAAUGGAGACCUCGAGUCGGUCUUUGAUGAUAGUACUUUAAGUGAGCUGUCGGAAGAGGACAGGAGGUCCCCGUCUUUAAGGCGUAAGAAAGAACGGAGCACUGGAGAGCUGGAAAUGGCAGAUGAUUUUGAAGAUCUCACCCAGUCUUCUGACACAGCUACUGAGGAGCUGGAGACUCCAGUAUCUGGAUACCGCAAUGCCUCUCUGCUCUUCAAACAACUCGACUCAAGCUAUCUGGACUCUGUGAGUGUGGUGAAACUACAGAACAUGUUUCAUGAGUAUGAACGCACCAUCCAGAGGGAGCGAGACAGACACAGCCGUCUGGCGGAUAAAACCUCUCAGCUGGAGCAGGAACGCAACGAGCUCAAGAUCCUGCUGGAUGAGAUCAGAGGCAGCAAGUCCAGCCUAGAACAUCUCAAACUGGAGCUGGAAACAGAUAUGAACAAUCUCAAGUGA